Molecule: messenger RNA, 2883 nt
Organism: Paramacrobiotus metropolitanus
Lineage: Eukaryota; Metazoa; Tardigrada; Eutardigrada; Parachela; Macrobiotidae
Product: PR domain zinc finger protein 10-like
Exons: 8
Coding region: 392-2596 (734 amino acids)
Cellular component (GO): nucleus
Molecular function (GO): protein binding
Source: RefSeq, a predicted model, not a curated record
UUGCAAACGCUUCCGUCUUUACUACCAAUUCUCGCGGCGAACUUUACAACAUUUGAAUUUCCGACUUCCCCUCUGUUUACCUUUUUUCACAUUUUUUAAGAACGUCACAAGGCCGAAGGUGGUAAAUUAUCAUUAAGACAUGUACCACAACUUCGUGCGCAUGUUCAUACAACUUAAACUUUUUGCGAAACAGCUUCAACAGCCAAGGAGCGGUUCGCCAGCGCCACAGUUUAUCUGUGUUGGACUGCGCAGUAUGCGCAUGGUCAUCUUCCAGCUGUGCUGAUUAUGAUUUUUGAAUGCUUGAUGAUGCUUUUAUUUGUCAUUGCACUGUGAUUGGAUACUGGGUGAUUCUUGUACUGUUAGCGCCUUGCGGACAAGGAGCUGGUUUGCAAUGGACGGGGAGACCGUGAUCCAAACAACGGAGCAGACGGCGAUCGAAGAACAAAUUCAGGAGGAAUCCGCUGCUGCUAUCUGGUGCGAAGGAUGCAAGGAAAUGCUGGAGGAGCCGUGUUUGGUGCAUGCUGCUUCCAUCGAGGACCAGGCCUUUGAUUUGACCACGGCCACGCUGCCAGCAUCGCUAUCUUUUGACCAGCGCGAAGGCAUGAUUGAGCGGGGCGUGUUCACCCGUGUCCCCAUCCCCAUCUCGACGUCCUUCGGUCCGUUGAUGGGCCCGCUGUACGAAGAUCCCGACGAUGAGAUGCGCUUCGCUAUUCCCACGGAGGACGGCGGUCGCUACUAUCACUUGGCCGACGACAAAUUCUGCAACUGGAUGAAAUAUGUCCGGCUGGCGGAAACGGAGGCCGAGCAGAAUCUGACGGCCUGUCUGCGCGAUGACACCAUCUAUUUCAUCAGCAUCCGCGCCAUUCCCCCCAGGGAAGAACUGAAAGUCUGGUAUUCCAAAAAGUAUGCCAACAUCAUGCAGAAACCACUGAAACCGGUGCCUCUCUACACCACCGAAGAGGUUACGGUUGCCGUCACCGUCACGGAGGUUCAGGAGAGCACCGAGGCUCAGAUUGUUACUACGCAAGAAACAGUAGUUUCUGCGCCAACAGAAGCGGAAAUCGUUCCGGCGCCCAUGAGCGAAAUGGAAGUCAAUGUACUGGAUUUUUUCCUACAAAGGCCACCUGAACAGACUGUUACAGAAUCCAUUGUCCAGGAACCGGUGAAAGAAGCGGCGCCCGUAUUGCCGCUUCCCAGUCAGCCGCUCACGCCCCAACAGACGCGCUCAUCCACUAGGCUGCGUAAUAAACGCGCUUCGGUCCUUGAGCAUUCGGAAGAAGCUGCAGUAACGAGCGCUCCCACUGAGCCGGCAUCAGCUGCACUGUUAGCGCCUUCAGAACACACCCAUGCUGAUGCGGUUCUGACAGCCUGCGACAAGGCCGACAAUCCAGAUUCCAGCACUGUGGAAUCCGCAUCUCCGUCCAAGGUGGUAAAAGCAAAGCCCUCCAAGAAACGCAACCUGUACAUCGACGAAGAGUACGAGUUCACCCCGUCCAAGAUCGUCAAGGUGGAACGCGUGAGUAAAUCACUCAGUGCCUACCGCGCUAAUCUGGUCCGACGUCCCCGGGAGAGCUCCAGCGACGAGGCCGGCAGCCGGAAGAAGCGCCACCGCGGCAAGAAGGAGUACAACCCGGCACUGGACUACCCCUUUGCCUGCGAGGAUCCCUGUGGGAUCCGCUUCAAGACACAGGAGCUGCUGGAUCUGCACAACCUGCUGCAUCUGCCGACCGAGAAGGUCAAAGAUGAAGUACGGGUGUGUCCGCACUGUGGCUAUAGUCGGAAGGAUGUCACCAUCAUGUCGCAGCAUGCCGACACCCACGGGAAGACGACGCAGCAGCUGGACCGACUGUGGCAGGAGUGUCCGUACUGUUUGAAGCACUGGGUCCGCUUGAAGGAUCACAUUAGGUACAAACAUCCCGAGGAGUUUGAGGCCGCGCUGAAGAGCGUCCCAGAGAGUGAUCUGCCCUUUGCCUGUGAUAAAUGCCCCAAGAAAUUCUCCACCGAGCUCGGUUUGCAGCAGCAUAGUCGGGCGCACUCUGGCUACAAGCCGGUGUACCGUUGUGUGAUCUGCCAGCACAUGUGCAAGAACGCCAACGACCUGCACUACCACGUCAACAGCCACCUGGUGGACGAGUGCUUCGUGUGCGACCAGUGCGACAAGCGCUACCCCAAGUACCGCGCCCUCACCAAGCACCUGUCCGAGUAUCACGACCCCAACAAGGAGUCGGCCUGCGAAUACUGCGGCAAGGCCUUCCGCAACAAGACCAUGCUGACGCAGCACCUCAAGAGCCACUCCUCCGUCAUGGGCUUCGAGUGCGAGACCUGCGGCAAGCGCUUCAAACUCAAAUCCCACCUCAACAACCACAUUGGCUGGGUGCACCUCAAGAAUAAGGUAGACAAGCGGAAGGUGUUGCGGGAAGAGGGACGGGCCGAUGAGCUGAAGAAGGACUAUCUGGGGCCGCGACGGCGGAUGGAUUUCGAGCAAUUCCCCUACAAGUGUCUGGAGUGCACGCUGGGCUACUUGAAACGCGGCAUGCUGGUCAAUCACGUGCUGUCGCACCACCCGGACAUCCCGUUGGACAGCAUACCGGCUUAACGGGGAUUAGGGAAUCAGUCGGAUUUCGCAGUUUCCAGUAGCUUCCAGUCCAGAUUUAUAUAAUUAUUUUAUCAGUGAAUGAAUGAGCUAAUGGUACUGAUGUCAACUGAAGCUUUGCAGUUUUAUAAAAAAAAUGUUUGCACGGAUUUAGUCAAGUGAUGUCAAUAGACUCAAUACAUGCUAUUCGUGACUCGUGUAAUGUUGUCACGGUUUUGUUAAAUCAAGGCUUUGUCUUUUGCCAAAGAAUUUUGCGCCUGCCAAAUAAAAACGAAAAUAGAAUACUCGUA